AUGGCGGCUCGCACGUUGAGUAUGGACAAGAUACUGAGAUCUCUUGUUGGUGUAGGAAUCGGAGGACUGAUUAUUGUCAGGGGCUCAGCUGAGUUAUUUCCGCAUCUUUAUAAGCAAAUCUAUGGCCUUAAAGAUGAAAAAGGUGCGUUUGUCGCAGUACCCGACCGUUGUCGAGAACAACUGGAUGUGGUUGCGGAAAGAUAUGGUGUUAAAAAUGUGAACAAUGUUAACUUGUUUAUCUAUCGAGGUUUCCAUGGUAUUUCACUUGGAUCAUCUUUACUUCCCGCUGGAGCUGUAAUAGGUUUACCAAGGUGGUAUUUGUUUCAGAGUGAAGAAGAUAUUCGCAACUCCGGCCUUAAAUUCGGAAAAACAGUUGGUUGGGACUCUGAAUUUGGUAAGGCAGUGUCUGAAACAUUCCUUCCAACAGACGACAUGAUAGCAUUCACAAUUGGCCACGAGCUCGCUCAUACGGAGGAACAUUUUCACUUAAAGUUAUAUCACACGUUUGCACCCCCAACGUGGCUGUAUAUUACGUACAGAAUUUCUAAUUCGACGUCGAAAAUUUUUAAACAUCGAUUUGAUUUGCAAGCUCUUUUUUACCUUGGCAUCAUUGGAGUAAGCCUAUUUACUUACACGCGCGUUUACCAAAAGUUGCGCCACUUCGCAGAAUUCGAUGCAGACGAAGUAUCUGCUAAAUGUGAUCCUCGUAUGGCACGAGGUGGCGUUGAUUUUUUUGCAAUGACAUUGAAACGAAACUUAAUGCAAAGAGCAUUGCUUGGAAAGGAAGGAGAGAAAAGUUUCACAGAAGAAGGGAAUUUUAUAGCACGUUCUUUAAUAUCAACGCAUCCACCCUUCACUGAUAGACUUGAUAGAGUGAAAAAUAUUCUAGAGUCAUCCCCAAAGUAGUGUUUGUCAAGUGACAUUUCAGGCCUGUAGACAGAUUUUUAUGAAGGGGGAGGGAGGUUCUCCCUGCAAAAUUUUGAAAAAUUGGGUUGUCUAAGACUGCAUUUUAAAGAAUGUUACUUCAAAGAAAAUUUCUAGGUCAAAAAUUAAUCUCUGAGUAAUGUGUCAAGCUCAAACCUCUUUGAAUGCUUCCUACUUUCUUUUGAUUCAUCAAUAUUUAGUAGAUGGACUUUUGUGGCCUGUGUGGGAAUGUGUAUACAACUGUUGUCCCUGCCCAUAGGCCUGCAUUUGGAUGAAAAUAUUGAAUUUUUUUACCUUGUGUAGCUUGAGUGACUUGUUCAAGUGGAAGCAGAGUGAUGGCAGCUGAGAGAAAGAGGAGUAGGAAUAACUUUUGGCUUCUCAGUAAGGAGUCAUCUUUGAGAUUAGAGUCGCCUACCCAAGCUAGACAUUUGACUUUACUUGAGAUGUCAUUAUCAGUGUUGUAAUAAUUUUAAGAAAAAGGGUUCAUGUCAUGGAUUUUAACUGACGUGUUGUGCCCUUAUCAAGACACUCUCAAGAUCCGCUUAUGUUGUUAAGGGUGUUAAGUAACAGGUUCACAUACAUUUUCUACAGUCAAUAUUAUUGUAAUGGCUAUCAGGUUUCAAUCACCCUUUUAACAUUUAAAUUGUAAGUUUUAGUUAUUAUUUAUAAUUUCUGUCAAUUUGUAUAGUUAAUCAGGACUACACAUGACAGAAAUUUAAAAAUUUUUUUUUUGCCUCUAAGUACUCACCCCUUUCCUCUUCUGUUGAUUUUAUAAACCUAACACACUCUUCUAGCA
Messenger RNA from Pocillopora damicornis (cauliflower coral), 1720 nucleotides. RefSeq names its product transmembrane protein 177. Gene Ontology annotation, biological process: proteolysis. Gene Ontology annotation, cellular component: membrane. Gene Ontology annotation, molecular function: metalloendopeptidase activity. The record is from RefSeq and is a predicted model, not a curated record. Lineage: Eukaryota; Metazoa; Cnidaria; Anthozoa; Scleractinia; Pocilloporidae.